Molecule: messenger RNA, 2238 nt
Organism: Peronospora matthiolae
Lineage: Eukaryota; Oomycota; Peronosporomycetes; Peronosporales; Peronosporaceae
Source: the annotation of a GenBank genome assembly
AUGCCGUUGAUCAGUGAUCUGUUGGAAGAUCUGGAUAAAGCUCUAUGGUACUGUUCGCUAGACAUGGCUAGUGGAUUUUGGGUCGUCGAAAUGACUGAACGAGCAAAACUGAUCUCAGCGUUUGUCACACCGUUUGGCUUGUUCGAGUGGCUGCGAAUGCCUUUUGGGCUUAAGAACGCGCCCCAGAUCUACCAACGUCUGGUGGACAAUGCGUUGUAUGGAUAUCUCAAGAUCGGUCAGAGAUCAGCCUCUGAUGGCCCGAUCGACGUGUUCAAAGAUGGAGAGCCUGAGACAGAUCGACGACCGUCUAUACUGGGACGCCGAUCUUACAUUGACGAUAUUCUCAUACCAGCCACGUCAUGGGUAUCUUUGUACACAAAAGUAGAACGGUUGCUGGAGGCAUGUGAUAGGUUGAAUCUGUCUAUCAGCCUCACGAAGAGCUUUUGGGGGUGCCGUAAGGUCGAUUAUUUGGGACAUCGAGUGUCGAUGGAUGGUCUGGAGGCUCAGCCCAAGAACCUAGAGUCGUUGGUUAACAUCCCGUUUCCUAGCACGAUACGAGCUAUGCAAUCCUUUCUCGGGAGCUUGAACUACUACCGUCGCUUCAUUGAGGAUUUCGCGGUGUUGUAUGAGUUAAGAGAAUCGGAUUUCUUCGAGAUCGGCCGAUCUCAGCUUGCAGCAGGAGACGAAUGCUCCAACGAGGGUCGAUGGACGGAAGCCAAGGUUGCUUUCACUAUGCUAAAAGCUAAGAUAGCUACAGCUCCCAUGCUCAAGCAUUUCGACCCAGAUCGGUCCCCCGUAAUCGUGGUCUACGCUAGCAAGUGGGCUGUCUCAGCGGCCCUGAUACAGGAGUACGAUGGCGUGUACCAUCCGGUGACGUUUACUAGCCGCAAUUUAAAGCCUAAUGAGCUUAACUACGGAACGGUAGAAAAAGAAGUGCUGGCGCUACUUCGUUUGUUGGAUGUAUGCUAUACUACGCUUGCCUCGCGGGAGAUCACUGUACUGACCCGACAUUCUACGUUAGCCUGGUUGAUGCAGUCUCGAGGGCUCAACGGGAGAUUAGGACGGUGGGCUGCUUUGUUGUCAAAUUGGACUAUGGAGGUGAAGAAAUGUGAAAGAGGAGAGGAAGAGAUCCUGGGCAUGUUAGCAGCGAGUAUCACUCCGAGAGGAGAAGUGGAAGAGAUGCUGAUUGCGAUCUCCCCACGAAAAGACUGUCGACUCAAAAUAUCGAUGCCUCCUCCAACGGUGGAAACAGAUGAGGAGUUGCUGGUGGCCAGUUUCGAUGGAUCGGCUAGGAUAAAAAAGAAAGGAGGGUCGUUCAGUGCCGUGAAAUGGAAGUUACCCGAAUGGACGAUCGUGGCGGCCGAAUCGAGAUAUGUUCACGAUCUGACUGUGAACGAAGCUGAGUAUAAUGGCUUGCUACUGUGCUUUGAGUUACUCGCCGGUCUGGAUAGGGGGCGAGUAAUACUGUGUGGAGAUUCCAGUCUGGUGAUUCGACAGAUGCGCGGUGAGAUCGACUGCAAGGCACCGGGCCUUCAGCUUCUGAGACACAAAGCGUUGGAGAAGCUGCAGUCAUGGCCUAGUCACGAGUUUCUGCAUAUGAAGCGAGAGUGGAAUCAGAGCGCAGAUCGACUAGCCAGCACAUCAUUGCAGAGCGAAAAGGGAAGAACGGUUGUAGCUGAAGAGGAUCGGCAAGAUCUGAUGACUCUGAACCGUCUCGAUGAAUUGUUGAAGCCCAAGCAAGAUGGUCAGCUAGCUCGGGUAACUGCGAUCGCGAGAUCAGCCAGGAGGAUACGUCAUGAACCUGAAGUGAUACAGGAGGAGAUAGUACAGAGGAUCAGGAUUCAACGAAUUGUCCAAGCUCAAGAUGAAGAGCGUUGGAUUGUCAAUCUCAAGACAUAUCUAAGUGGCGAUGUAUCAAACUUGGAUGCGGUAGAAGUGAAGAUGUGCGCCAAACUGGCGCCGGAAUACGAGAUCGAUGAGAACAAUCUGCUAUUUUUUUGCCCCAUGGCGAAAAGAGAGUCGGAAGAUCGCGAUGGUUUGAUGCGGUUGGUGAUCCCUGAGACGUUGCAGCAGGAUUUUUGCAUCACUACCACACCAGUCUGGAAGGAGGCCACCAGGGUAUUGGCCGAACCUAUCAGAGGAUCAGAUCGCGAUUUCAUUGGAGAGGACUGUAUCGGAGCGUUCAACGAUAUGUGGGCGAAUGUACCGACUGUGAGACCGGGAAAGGAAACCCGAUGA